AUGGCUCUCGCUUCUCUUUUCUUCUUCUUUCUCUUCUUCCUCUCAGCGGAGGGGAGAGAUUUUUCCGAGCAAUCGGGAAGAAGUGAGAAUUUCUAUUUAGAGAGAGAAGAUGGAUAGGGAUUUUUCAGUGGAGGAGAUGUCAGGUCCCUUUUGGCCGCCGUCUCCGGUGGGCAUAAAUCGGAGUCCGUCAGAGUGGGAAUUUGAGAAGUUUUUGGAAGAGGUGGCAGUCCAGAAAACCUCGUCAACCUCUGUUCCGAUCGAUCCGAGCCCAGAUUCCUAUCAGAGGCCUCACCCUAAUCGGGAUCCGAAAUCUAGUCCGAUCUGCAAUGAGUCGGCAUCUUCCUUCGGUUCUUCGUCGGUUAGGAAGGGCGAAGGAAGAGUGGCGCGAGGAGAAGAUGAGGUGGUUGAGAUUAAGGGAUCUCGUCCUUCGGUUGCUGCGCAGUCUUUGCAAAGUGAUCCGUCGGCUAAUCCUGAUCCAGAAGAGUAUGCAGCUUAUCUGAAGCAAAAGCUUGAUAUGUACUGUGCCGCUGUUGCGAAAUCACGGGGUUCUGGCAUAAUGCUGCAGGAUUCUUCUUUAGCUGACAACAUGCCACACUUGUCAGAUUCUUUACCAGUGGGAUCUGAAGCUCUAGUUAAAGGUAUUGGGACAGUAGUAGUUCCAGCCAUGCCCCUUAAGCAGAAUUCAGGUUUUUCUCAGGCUAGAACGGGAACUAGUGGAUCUUCAAGAGAGCAGUCUGAUGAUGAUGAGUUUGAUGGGGAAGCAGAGACAGCUGAAAAUAUGGACCCUUCUGAUGCAAAGCGUUUUAGGAGGAUGCUUUCAAAUCGGGAGUCUGCCAGGCGCUCUAGAAGAAGAAAACAAGCGCAUUUAAGUGAGCUUGAGACACAGGUUUCACAAUUAAGAGUUGAAAACUCAACGUUGAUGAAGCGUCUCACUGAUGUAAACCAGAAGUACAAUGAGGCUGCUGUGGACAAUAGAAUCCUUAAAGCAGAUGUUGAGACCUUGAGAGCUAAGGUAACACACAUGCGAUUCAUGAUAGUACACUGAGCUUCUUUACUUUGC
Molecule: messenger RNA, 1060 nt
Organism: Dendrobium catenatum
Lineage: Eukaryota; Viridiplantae; Streptophyta; Magnoliopsida; Asparagales; Orchidaceae
Product: light-inducible protein CPRF2
Exons: 5
Coding region: 110-1045 (311 amino acids)
Biological process (GO): regulation of DNA-templated transcription
Molecular function (GO): DNA-binding transcription factor activity
Source: RefSeq, a predicted model, not a curated record